AUGGACCCGCCAAAUUUGGGGGCGCUUGACCUUUCCGACUCGGACGAGGACGCUUUGUUUGACACGCCUGCCGCGCACAAGACCAAGAAGAAGACAAAAGAUGUAGACAGUGAUGCGGGGGACGGUGCAGCAGACGGGAAGACACGUUCAAAGGAGUCGCAUUAUACUACAGAAGAAGCGCGUGAAGCAGCCUUGCGCAGGGAGCUGGAAAGCAUAAGGAACGUCAACAAGGUCAUAGAGGGCGUUGUCGCGAGCCUGCAAAAGGCGAAGGACAACAUGGCUACUGUAUCACGCACUGUUCAGAACGCGUCUACCCUGCUCCAGACAUGGACUCGCAUACUUUCCCAAACCGAACACAACCAGCGUCUGAUCCUGAACCCUCAGUGGCAGGGUGCUACGCAAGACCUGGUCGAUAUCGAGGAAGAAGAAGUACACCGUCAGCAGGCUGCACAACGCCGGGCGGCAGAAGAGCAGGCGCGGAGAGAAGCUGCUGCGAGGAAGAUCGAGGAAGAUCGCAGGAAGGCAGAAGCAGCCCCGAGAGCAGGCACACGAGGAAGGGGUAGGGGCGUUAGACCACGAGGUGCUUCAACAUCGUCCACAGGAAAUUAUGUUGGUGUGGGAGGACAGGCAGGACGUGGUGUCAGUCGCAGCGACUCAACACGAGGUCGAGCUGGCAGCGGCAUAGGACGAGGGCUGCCACGGGGAAGGGGAAGAGGCUUGGGUUGA
Molecule: messenger RNA, 726 nt
Organism: Alternaria atra
Lineage: Eukaryota; Fungi; Ascomycota; Dothideomycetes; Pleosporales; Pleosporaceae
Exons: 2
Coding region: 1-726 (241 amino acids)
Biological process (GO): mitotic cell cycle
Cellular component (GO): mitotic spindle; DASH complex
Source: RefSeq, a predicted model, not a curated record